GUUUGCCAGUAACUCGACUCCACUCCGACACGACACUGCUGCCUGCUGGCUGUGUAUCUCGCGCGAGCCAGAUACGCACGGGAUUUUUAUAUAAUACAAAUAUUUCAAUUGUACUGGCCGAAAGAAAAGCAAAAAUUUGUUCGAUCCAGAAACGGGCGCAACUGGUGGAGAAAAAUUCUGUUUCCGGAUCGUGGAAUUCGUAGAAGUUGAAAUCCUGCGCCGCGCGUGAGAAUCCGAUCGUUUGCAAAUUAAGGCAAAGUGUGACGUAAACGGAAACUGAACUCUCGUUCCGAGACGAAAUCGUAACGCAAAGAUACGAAAACAUUUGGAGGCUUAGCCAAAUGAUUCGAAAAACGAAACCAACGAUCCACUACUAAAAAAAACAAACAGAAACUAAAUCCAAAGAUGGCAGACCACGAUCAAAAGAAUAUGAAAAUGCAAGAGGCCUACAUUUCUCCAGGAAUUUCACGUGAGCGAAGUUUUAUCCGAACUUCCAACCAGCAGGUAAUGGACAUGAAUGCCAACAAACGACGCAGCCUGGCCUUUACCCAGAGUCAGGCGAUGCAACAUGCCCAACAACAACAGAUGCGUGGUAAGCCACCGAUGGAAAUCUAUCGUCCUCCAAAUGUUCGCAUGGAUGGACACCCCAACAAGCUCAACGUGCAUGCCCAGGAAUUUCAGAUGAACAACCUUCAGGACGGUCGAAUCCCGCUGCAGAACUCCAGAUCUCUCAACAUUUACAGCAGCUCCUUGCAGCACUCGAAAUCGAACGCCCACAUGCCGUUGAGCAUGCAUCCUCGAGCACAAAUGCAACUGGGCAACAUCGGCAGUCCUCAACGGGGACCGAUCAUGAUGUCUACCCAUCCGAUGCAGCACGUAGGAGUUCAGCUCCAAGCUUCCCAUAUGCCAUUGGUCAACUCACCGUCCAGCGGAAAUAUUCUGCACUCUGGACCACGCGUAAAGUUCGCACCGGACCCGGUGGUUCACCCGGCACCACACACAAACAGCAACUUCCAGGCAGCUCAGAACAACACCUCCAACAGUGGCCUACCUUCACCGUCUAUCAUGUUUCAACCGGGCAGCAGCAGUCCGAUGAGCCUGGCACCCUUACAACGCUCAAAAUCACUGUCCUCGGCUGAUACGCUGACACGGGGACUGGCCGGCUUGGGACUAGCUGUGGGACCGGAAGCGAACGACAUCGGACAGUUUUCGCCGGAGAUUCAAGCCAUUCUCAGCAAGGCGAUCGAAGAUCCGAACCAGCUGAAUGCCCGCUGCCUCAUGGAACUGGCAAUGCAGCUGAUGCAACGGGCAGUUGAUGGACGAAGAUAUGCCCUUCCAAUUUCACGAUUGUGCAUUUCGAUUAUUGCCAAAGAGCAAAAGGAGACCUUCCUGGAAGCCCUGCUGAACACGUGUCGCCAAUGGUACCAAGAGCGUGAUAAAGUCCUGGGCCCACCGAUGAACAUCAAAAACCCAUCACGGCCCCGCUUCACGGCAUUUAUGGCUUUCUUAACUGAAAUGUUCUGCCAACUGAAGCGCCGCCAGUUGCAACUCCGGACGGAAUGCGACGGCGUUCCACCUCCCAUCGUACUGCUAACCGUUCUGGGCAAAUGCUGCGAAGAUUGUGUCAAACCGCCUGUUCGAUCACUCUCGGAGAUCGAAUGUCUCUUUUUCGUGCUGACCUGCAUUGGGCGGGACCUGGAGACGCACCUGCCGCAACAGCUGGAAACCCUUCUGACCGGAGUGCGUGAUGCUUUCCUGAACUCGUCGGCUUCGGCUCCGGCCAUACGCCGGACAUUGCUACAGUUGAUCGAACUGCAGGCGUCCAGAUGGCAACUACCGGGCAAUACCGUGCUCUACUAUUAUCCAUCGUCCAAAUAGAUGCACGCACAUGAAUGGACCGGCUCACGGAUGGAUUGAUGGACUGCCAGUCUGGUUGGUUUUCGCAUGUGAAGUUUCCUACCAAAAUUUAUUGAAUCUACUAGCCGUCACCUACCUUCGACGCAGGUGUUGGAGAAUGGAGAAAACGUCGAACCAAACGAACAAAAAAAAACUAAAUCGAACAGUAGAGAAAGAGAACGAAACACACUGGAAGUGAAGCUACAAAACAAAUUAAAAACGACUCGAUCAGACUACAUUCCAUCAAAACACUAACAUUUUGAAGGCAAAGGAGAAAGUUAGUAAACUGUCUUUUUAUUAAUAUUUUUUUAAACAGAAUGCAACAAUAUGGUCAAGAACUAGCCUUAGGAUUCACUGAUCUUUAACGAACCUUUGAAAUUAAUUUUCACUACUCAAAACGAAAUUCAAUCCUGUUGUGUUAAAACGAAACGAUUUUAGAACUUAGAUGUUUAACCAAAUGAUAUAAAAAUGGAUGUAAUCUCUAAAAAAAAAAUAACGAAAUGUAAAUGAACUAGUCAUUUCUGUAUUAUAUUGUCUGGAGCACAAAAAUAUGGAAUCUGUUACAUACUGUUUAGAUAGAACAUAUAAAAUAUAAACAAAACUCAUAAAACAACAAACAAACAAUGACUGACUAACAUCCUCGUGUUGCAUCACUAUUAUAAUUUCAUUACGUAUAUCAACCAACGCACUGCGAAAGCUUUAUUUAUGUACCCCAUGGUAGCGUACAAAUGCACCAGUAUAUGGCAUGCCCAUAACGCAUCGGCUAUCCCUUAAGGGCUCGAUGAUGUUAAGAAAAUAGGCCCCUUUGGUUGUUAACUUAUUUAACUUAUAUUCAGAUGCAUGGUUGUUCAGUAAAUUGAUCGGGAGAGGGGAUGAACCAUACAAUGAUGAUGACAAUGGAAAGAUGGGCAAAACUGAACGAUGUAGGUUUUUUUUAUUGCAUCGCGCAGAACAGUGAAAGAUUAAUUUCGUAAUUGUGUGGGAAACGUUUGCUGUGAAGCUGAAAGAAACUAUGCGCUGUCGUGAAGUUAAAAAGAUACGUUACAUUAUAUGGAACAUGGUACUGCAUGUUGUGUUUUAUAAGCCCUGGAAUGAUUAAUUGCAGCAAAUGAUGUAUUUUAAGUGCCGUUUGUGCAACUUUGUGUCAUAAUGAGAUUUUUUUUCUAGGAAAUAAAUCAUUGGUUCCAUGAUCUACUAUGA
This is a messenger RNA of Aedes albopictus (Asian tiger mosquito), 3096 nucleotides long. RefSeq lists its product as uncharacterized. Gene Ontology annotation, cellular component: cytosol. The record is from RefSeq and is a predicted model, not a curated record. The transcript is spliced from 9 exons. Gene Ontology annotation, molecular function: RNA binding; protein binding; translation activator activity. Gene Ontology annotation, biological process: regulation of translational initiation. The coding region runs from base 406 to 1878 and encodes 490 amino acids. NCBI's taxonomy places the organism in Eukaryota, Metazoa, Arthropoda, Insecta, Diptera, Culicidae.